Messenger RNA from Aspergillus terreus NIH2624, 1269 nucleotides. RefSeq names its product TBC domain-containing protein. Gene Ontology annotation, biological process: negative regulation of septation initiation signaling; activation of GTPase activity. Gene Ontology annotation, molecular function: GTPase activator activity. Bases 1 to 1269 code for a protein of 422 amino acids. The transcript is spliced from 3 exons. NCBI's taxonomy places the organism in Eukaryota, Fungi, Ascomycota, Eurotiomycetes, Eurotiales, Aspergillaceae. The record is from RefSeq and is a predicted model, not a curated record. Gene Ontology annotation, cellular component: mitotic spindle pole body.
AUGUCCGCCUCGCAUCCCACCCAAGCCCAGCUGAAUCUGGCCGCCCUGGCCAGCUCGCCGUCGCCCCGGACCAUGCGAACCCUGCGCAAGAUCCAGUCCCACCAAGUUCUCUCGUCGAAUCCUUCCGCUGCGAUCUUGAGUCCCCCGCCGUCGCACCCAUCGACCGCCCGCUCGUCGGCCGGACCCGAUGAGCUCACCCACCAUGCCCAGCUGGAUUCGCCCGUGCGGCUGCGCACGCAUCGGCGCGCGCGAUCAAACAGUGAUGCCGGGUCUCGCGAGGCUCCCACGAUGAUAACCCGGGGACGGUCAGCGAGGAAGACGGGCUCCGGCGUCGGCGUUAAACGAUCGAUCUUGGAGUCCCUGUUGCGUGACGGCCCGCAGCACGGAGAUGCGGCGGAGGGCCUGCAGGAGCUGCGAUAUUUGGUCCUCUCAACUAGGGUGGACGCUGACGGAGACGGAAUGUCCGCAUAUCGCAUAUACCUGUGGCUGGUCCUCCUGGACAUACCCCCCGUUCCUACGGACGACUACCUCUCCCUCAUCCACCGCGGCCGCUCGCCGGCGUACACGAAGAUUCGCAACGACACGUUCCGCACCCUGGCAACCGACCCGCUGUUCAAGCGUCGCGUCACCGAAGCCAGCCUGAUCCGGCUGCUCAACGCGAUCGCCUGGAAAAUCCACGACGCCAAGACGAAACACCGACCCAAGUCGCGUCCGUCCUCGUCUCGACGACGGGAGAUGGAGCUCCUGAUCAACACGCCUCCCAGCAUCGCCGAGGAGGUCGAAGACCGACCCACGCCCAGCAGCAGCCGCAGCUACAACAGCAGCAAUAACAUCACGAGCGACUCGGCGAUCUACGUGCAGGGCAUGAACGUGCUCUGCGCGCCGUUCCUCUACGCCGCCCGCAGCGAAGUCGAGGCCUUUGCCCUGUUCCACUCGUUCAUCACCCGCGAGUGCCCCGGGUACAUCCGCGGCGCGAUGGACGGGGUGCACCGCGGACUGCGACUGGUCGACCGGUGUCUGGAGAUCGUCGAGCCGAAGCUGGCCGCGUACCUGUUUUCCAAGGGCAUGCAGGCAGAGCUGUACGCGUUCCCGUCGGUCUUGACCAUGUGCGCGUGUACGCCGCCCUUGCCCGAGGUAUUGCAUCUGUGGGACUUUCUCUUUGCGUAUGGGCCGCACCUGAACAUCUUGUGUAUUGUGGCGCAGCUUAUCCGGAUGAGGGAUACGAUUCUGGAAAGCCCCAGAUCCCCGAACCACUGUAUGCCGAGUUGA